Gadus chalcogrammus (walleye pollock) is the source of this 4224-nucleotide messenger RNA. It is a transcript of the gene znf219, whose product is annotated as zinc finger protein 219. Gene Ontology annotation, cellular component: nucleus. NCBI's taxonomy places the organism in Eukaryota, Metazoa, Chordata, Actinopteri, Gadiformes, Gadidae. Gene Ontology annotation, molecular function: DNA-binding transcription factor activity, RNA polymerase II-specific; RNA polymerase II cis-regulatory region sequence-specific DNA binding. Gene Ontology annotation, biological process: regulation of DNA-templated transcription. The record is from RefSeq and is a predicted model, not a curated record. The coding region runs from base 85 to 4224 and encodes 1379 amino acids. The transcript has 5 exons.
GUCUUUACUUUCAUCAUAUAGGCUUUAUCCGUUUAUUCACCUCAAUAACCAUCCGGUGGAUAUUUACAUCUACUUUUGGCUGACAUGAAACAGCAACGCGUCGCUAUCCGAGGACUACGUUUGGAUCCUCUCCCCUCAGUCAAGACAGCAAAGAAUGGCACAGCGUCACACACACUGCUGAGAAUGGAUUCCCCUCCAGAGUGUGUGUUGGCCCUGUCGUGUGAGCAGCCCCCCUCCCCGUCCACACUGCCCUCCCUGGACCACAGCCCCCUGGCUCCCUCCUCCCCCACCACCACCACCAACCCCCCCACCCCCCCUGGCAGGCAGGGGCCCCUGUCCCUGCCCACCAGCCCCCUGCUCCCCCUGCACACCCCCGGGGCCUCCCCCCUGGGCUCCGACGCCGCCCACUACUUCCCCCUCUCCCCCUUCCCCUCCUUCCCCCCCGACGACCAGCUCCUCCUCCUUCGCCACCACGACGACGACGACGAAGACGAGGAGGAGGAGGAGGAUGAGGACGACGGAGACCCCCUCACAGCGGAGGGGAUGGAGCUGCAGGGGGGCCCCCCGUCGUCCCCCACCCCCGCCGUGGCCCUCUUCCCGGGGGAGGGAGGAAGAGGCGCGCAGGAGGCCCUCGGCGGGCCCGGUCCGGAGGAGAGCUCCCCCCCGGACGUGGCCCGCACGGCCCCCCAGCUCCUGGGCUUCGGGGCCCUGGAGCUGGCCCUGGCCUCGGGGCAGAGCGGGGGGUCCGGGGGCCUGGGCUGCAGCAGCGACGAGCUGGACCUCCAGCUCUUCCAGAAGGACGCGAGCGGCGCCCACCCCAGGGUGACGCCCGCGGCGGGCGGAGCGGGGGCCUCGCCGGGCCCCGCCCUCCGGUUCCCGUGCCUGGUGUGCGGCAAGAGGUUCCGCUUCCAGAGCAUCCUGUCGCUGCACGCGCGCGCCCACAGCCUGGACCGCGAGCGCCGCGCCGCCCCGCUGUACCGCGCCGGGCUCCCCCCGCCGCCACCGCCGGCGGCCCCCCUCAAAGCCCACCUGACCCAGAACCACCAGGGGGUCCACGACCAACGGCCGCCCCCACCGAGCCCCUCCUCCGCCCUCAUCCAGCACCUCCGCGACCAGGCGGAGCCCGACGACACGGAGGUCCUACGCAACGACAAGAGCUGCCUCAUGGGGGGCGCUGACAUCACACCCCUGACCCCCCCGCUGACGGAGGACGCCGUCACCUCGCCGUACUCCUCCGCCGCCGCCGCCGCCGCCGCCGCCGCCAGCUCCUUCCGCUGCCACGCCUGCAAGGGCAAGUUCCGCACGGCGUCGGAGCUGGCGCGCCACGUGCGCAUCCUGCACAGCCCCUACAAGUGCUCGCUGUGCCCCUUCUCCGCCAGCCGCGAAGACGACCUCGCCGCCCACCUGCGGGAGUGCCACCCGGCGCCGGCCCCGCCCCUCCACCGCCCGCCCUCCCCCGCCGCCGCCGUCGUCUACGGCGCCCGGCCCGUCGUGGCCGCCGCCCCCGACACGCCCCUACCCACCCCGACGCCCACCCCCACACCGACGCCCACGCCCCAGGUGUCGACGGUGGUCGCCGCGGCGCCGACGGCGGUCGCCACGGCGCCGGCGGCGGUCGCCACGGUGCCGGCCACGCCCGCCCUGCCGGCGUUCCGCUGCGACACGUGCGGCCAGCGCUUCACCCAGUCGUGGUUCCUGAAGGGACACAUGCGCAAGCACAAGGACUCCCUGGACCACAAGUGCCAGGUGUGCGGCCGUGGCUUCAAGGAGCCGUGGUUCCUCAAGAACCACAUGAAGGUGCACCUCAACAAGCUGGGCCUGAAGGCCGGCCUGGGGGGCCUCGGUGUGAGCGUGGCGGCGGGCCUGGACCCCUCCGCCGCGGGGGCCGUCAGCGGCCAGUCCCUCAACGCCCUCUACUCCAGCCUGCUGCUGGCCCAGCGCCGGGGGGCCGGCGGCGGCGGCGGGGGCCGGGGGGCCAGGGGCCGGUCGGAGCGCGACCACGGAGGGCGGGGCUCGGUCCCGGGCUCCGGCAAGUCGGCCAUCCUGGGGUACCUGGGGCUGCCCAUGGACGGGGGCGGGGCCAGCUGCAUGGAGCGGCUGCAGGCCGUGGCGCAGGUGGCCGAGAUGGGCGGCGUGAGCGACCCGGGAGGGCGGCCCGGCGGGGUUACCAUGGAGACGACGGCCGCCGCAAUGGCGGCGGCGGCCGACGGCGGCGACCAGGUGGCCAUGUGGCAGCUGGUGGCCCGCAGCCUGCUGGCGGCGCAGCAGGCCCAGCAGAACCAGCAGAACCAGAGGAGCCAGCAGCAGCAGAGCCAGAGGGCCCAGAGCCGGAGCUCCGCGCUGGGGGACGCCGACCAGGUCAGGGCCUACCUGGGCGGGCUGGGCCCCAGGCAGGAGACGGUGGCCUCCGCGGGGGCCGGGGCCGGGGCCGGCGGGGGGCCCUGGGAGUGCCCCGACUGCGGGAAGCUCUUCAGGAGCCUGCAGCAGGUGGUGGUCCACGCCCGCGUCCACGUCCAGAGACCCCAGAAGGGAGGAGGAGGAGGAGGAGGAGGAGGAGGAGGAGGAGGAGGAGGAGGAGGAGGAGGAGGAGGAGGAGGGCUCGGUGGAGAGGAGGGCGCUGGGAGCGGGAGAGCGACAGGACGGAGUGGAGGAGGAGCAGGAGGAGCAGGAGGAGGAGCAGGAGGUCGAUCCAAACCCCCCAGCGCCGGACCUCGACAGACAGGGUCCGCUGGAGGAUUCCACCCGGCCAUCUCCAGCCACCACGCGGGUGAGAACGGCCUGCCGGUGGCCCCCCCCGUGGCCAGUGGUGGCGGCUCUGCAUCCCGGGAGCGAGUGCGGGGUUCGGGGGUAAAAGACUGCCCCUACUGCGGUAAAGCCUUCAGAUCCUCACACCAUCUCAAAGUUCACCUGAGGGUUCAUACGGGCGAGAGACCCUACAAGUGCCCCCACUGUGACUACGCCGGCACCCAGUCGGGCUCCCUGAAGUACCACCUGCAGAGACACCACCGCGAGCAGCGCAACGCCCUCUCCACCUCCUCCUCCUCCUGCACCUCCUCCUCCUCCUCCGCCUCCUCCAACAACUCCCCCACCAUCGUCAACACCAUGGCCCCCUCCGGCGCCGCCGCCCCCCCCCGCCGGGACGGCCCGGGCAAGCAGGGCCGAACCCAGAACCACCAGGGGGGGCACCCGGGGGCCGGCCACAGCCAGGGCCACCGGGCCCCGGCCGACAGCCUGGGCCCCAGGCAGCUGCCCCAGCACCCCCAGCUGCAGGCCCAGCAGCAGCCCUGGCUGCUGGGGCUGCCGGAGCAGCGCGAGCAGCAGAAGGCCCUGGCCGCGCUGCGGGACGUGGACGUGGAGGCGCAGUACCGCUACCUGUCGGGCGUCAUGGGGGCGCUCUACCAGGGCGGCCUGGAGGGGGGCUGGAUCAGGGAGUCCCCGCCCGCCAAGACGCCCAAGGUGUCACGCCGCAAGCCUCUCACUACCAGCCGCAUGGUGCCGCCGCCGCCACCGCCACCGCAGCCCAACGGGACUGACCACCACGGGGGCGAGGGCGCCGGGCCGCCCCGGCCCACGCAGGGCGAGGGCGGCGGCGGCUUCGAACCGCUGGACCUCUCCCGCCGCACCUCCCCGGGGCCGGACGGAGCGGAGGAGGACGGGGGGGCGGGCGCGGCGGCGGCGGACCCCCUGAACCAGUGCCUGUUCUGCCCGUUCCGCACCUCCUCGGGGGAGCUGAUGGCCAUGCACCUGCAGGUCAACCACACCAGCAAGUCCCGCCGCAAGAGGGGCCCCUCCGGCCCCCCGGGGGACCAGGACGGCCCCGCCAAGCGGCCGCAGCGCGUCGCCCCGGACCCAAUGGCCAUAUGGAGGUACGCCAGCGAGGCCGGCGAGGACCAGGGGCCCCUCGGCGGGAGCCAGGCCCACAACGGGCUCUCGGAGGCCGGGGUGGAGCCGCUGGGCGGCAGGGGCCUCUACCAGCAGGGGGGGGCCCUGGCCUCUUUGUCCAGGAAGCUCCAUGGCAACGUAACGGAGCCAGAGGAGAACAGGAAGGGCAAUGAGGAAGAGGAGGAGGAAGAGAUGGAGGAGGAGGAGGAGGAAGAGGAGGAGGGAGAGCUGGAGCCGCCGGAGGAGGACAGCAGCUUGGGGGGGUCGCCGGAGGAGGUGGGGUCUCCGUCGCUGGGGUUCGAGCACUUGAUGAGGGAGGAGGGGGGCGUGGGGGCGGACUAG